AUGAAUUCAAAUAAAACUAUAACUUUAAUUAAGAAAGAUGAAUAUGAAGAUAAUGAUUUAUUUCCCAUUAUACAUAAUAAAGAUAGAAAUUUAAUAUUGAUAAGACAUAAACAUCAUAUCUAUUUGAUUAGACAAUUAAAAGAUGGCACAUUUAAUAUUUGUACAUCAUUAGAUUGUUAAACUCAUAAAUCUAAUGGAACUAUGACCAAUAAUGAAUAAUAUUUAGUAUUUUUGGAUAAUAAAUAUGAAAAAUAUUCAUCAUAUGAGAUAUUAUAUAAGUGA
Paramecium primaurelia is the source of this 282-nucleotide messenger RNA. Lineage: Eukaryota; Ciliophora; Oligohymenophorea; Peniculida; Parameciidae. The record is from the annotation of a GenBank genome assembly.